AGUUUUUACCAACCAUCCUUCAAAUUUGUGGACAUGCAUAGUCAAAUUAGCAAGAGACUUUUUCAACUUUUUGAUACAUUACAGCAGCAAAUAAGCAUUCUUUGAACUGAGCUAAUUGAGCAUGUUCAAGUUAAGCUGUUGAGGAGGGAUUCAAUGGCCGCAAAAACAUGUUUAAAUUCUUCAUCUUCAUUGCCUAAAUAUGAUGUAUUUAUCAGUUUCAGAGGUGAAGACACUCGUACAAGUUUUACAGACUACUUGUUUCGUACUUUGAAACAUGGAGGAAUUAAUAUCUUCAGGGAUGAUAAAGAUAUUGAAAGAGGAGCAGAUAUUUCACCCGCACUUUUACAAGCAAUUAGAGAAUCAAAAUUCGCAGUCGUGGUUCUUUCGGAGAACUAUUCUGCAUCCAAAUGGUGUUUGGACGAACUUGUUGAGAUUGUUGAAAGCAGGAAAGAGUUGGGACUCACUGUUCUUCCUGUUUUCUAUCAUGUUGAGCCAACUGACGUGAGAAACCAAGCAGCGAAUUUCGGAAAAGCUCUCGCAGAAGCUUCUCAACGCUAUAUCGGGAAGAUACAUAAAUGGAGGGAGGCUUUGAUGGAAGUAGCCGCUAUCUCGGGAUGGAAUGUUGGAAACAGGCCUGAGACAGAGGUCAUUGAUGAAAUUGCCAAAGUGAUUUCAAAAAUUGUAAAUCAGCUCCCAACUGGUAACAACGACUUGGUCGGAAUGACUUCUCGUAUAAAGAAGAUGGAUUGGUUAUUGGCAAUUGGGUUGGAUGAUGUUCGAACCAUAGGGAUAUGGGGUAUGGGGGGAAUUGGUAAAACAACUAUAGCUCAAGAAGUUUUCAAACUAAGUUUCAACAAAUUUGAAGCUCAUGCUUUCAUACCAAAUGUAAGAGAGGAAGUGAAAAAAAAUAGUUUACUUCACCUGCAAAAACUUCUCUACAAAGAAUUGGUUGAUAGUGAAGUAAGUAUACAAAAUGAUGAUAUGGGAAUCCAUGUAUUGAGGAAACGAUUGCGUUCUAAAAGGCUGCUUAUCAUUUUAGAUGACGUUGAUCGGUUAGAACAAAUGGAAGCUCUAGUUGGAAAUGCUGAUGAGCAGCAUGAAUGGCUAGGUCCAGGGAGUAGAGUCAUUGUGACAACUAGAGACAAGCACUUGUUGAGGACAUAUGGAGAGAACAACAUAUAUGAGGUUGAUAAACUUACUGAUGAUGAAGCUCUUAAGCUUUUCUGUCGAAAAGCAUUCAAAAAGGAUCACCCUCCAGAUGAUUUUGUAGAGUUGUGCAAUGAUUAUGUUGAAUAUGCUAAUGGUCAUCCUCUAGCUCUUGAAGUUUUGGGUUCCUUCUUAUUUGGGAGAAGGAAAGAUGUGUGGUCAGAUGCAUUGGAUAAAAUAAAGAAAAAUCAAAAAGAAGACAUUUUUAAUACUCUUCAAGUAACUUAUGAUGGGUUAGAAGAAAAUGAGAAGAAAAUAUUUUUGGACAUAGCAUGUUUCUUUAAUGGAGAGGAUGAAUCUCGUGUCAGCAAGAUUCUAGAAAGUUGUGAAUUUAAUCCUCAUAUUGGCAUAGAAGUGCUCAUUGAAAAAUCACUUAUCACGAAGCUAGGAAACAAGCUAUGGGUGCAUGAUUUACUACAAGAACUGGGUCGGGACAUUGUACGUCGAGAAUCGCUUGCAGAGCCGGGUAAGCGCAGCAGGCUGUGGUUUCACAAGGACGCACAUCAUGUAGUUAUGAAUAAUAAGGGGACAGAAGCUGUUGAAGGUAUAUUCCUUAGUUCGCCUGAAAAUGAAAAGUUACAGAUGAAUGUCGAGGUGAACUUAAAAAUGGAAAAUCUAAGAUUGUUGAAGAUUAAAAAUGUGCACAUUUCUAAUUUCGUUGGAUACCUUUCAAACAAUUUGCGGCUUUUGGAGUGGCAUGGAUAUCCUCUAGAUUCUAUGCCACAGAAUUUUUGUCCUGCUAAACUUGUUGAGCUCAACAUUUCUAACAGCCGCAUCAAACAACUAUGGAUGGAACCAAGAGUAAGAUUAUAAUCUCCUUUUAUGUUUCUU
Ziziphus jujuba (common jujube) is the source of this 2037-nucleotide messenger RNA. Its product is annotated as disease resistance protein Roq1-like. The transcript has 3 exons. Gene Ontology annotation, molecular function: ATP hydrolysis activity; ADP binding. The record is from RefSeq and is a predicted model, not a curated record. NCBI's taxonomy places the organism in Eukaryota, Viridiplantae, Streptophyta, Magnoliopsida, Rosales, Rhamnaceae. The coding region runs from base 154 to 2019 and encodes 621 amino acids. Gene Ontology annotation, biological process: signal transduction; defense response.